Messenger RNA from Racocetra persica, 504 nucleotides. NCBI's taxonomy places the organism in Eukaryota, Fungi, Glomeromycota, Glomeromycetes, Diversisporales, Gigasporaceae. The record is from the annotation of a GenBank genome assembly.
AUGUUCCAUCUUAAAACUAAUUUUCAACCUUGUGGCGACCAGCCUCGGGCUAUUAAAAAAAUCGUUGCUGGUAUCAAUCAAGGGCAAAAAGAACAAGUGCUAUUAGGGGCCACCGGCACCGGCAAAACUUUUACCAUGGCAAACGUUAUCCAACAAACCCAAAAACCUACGCUAAUUUUGGCUCAUAACAAAACCCUUGCCAUGCAAAUUUAUCAAGAAAUGCAAGGAUUUUUUCCCCACAAUAGGGUGGAAUAUUAUGUUUCUUAUUUCGAUUAUUACCAACCCGAAGCCUACAAGCCAGCAAGUGAUAUUUAUAUUGGCAAAAAAGUUCAGCGUAAUGCCAGUAUUGCCAAGAUGAGAAUGAAAACCCUAAAUGCUUUAAUUACUGACAAAAAAGCGAUUGUAGUGGCAUCCGUAGCCGCCAUUUAUGGUUGUUUUAAUCCCACUUCUUAUCGAAAAGUUGUCGUUCAUUUAGAAAAAGGACAGCCAAUAAAAAUUAAUUGA